UCUGAGCAUACGUGUGCUUAUCGCACCCAACUACGAAAAUGUAAAUUGAGUGAAAAAUAAUUCUCUCACCAAAUGAGUUGAAGAAGUGAAUUGUGGAGAGGACCUUUGAGAAAUGGCAAAAAUAGUGAAAACACCGGAGACAAUCGCCACUAUUAUCUGUGAAUAUUGCUCACACCUAACCUUCAAACGUAUUCAGGAUUUCGUUAGACACUUACGAGAGCAACAUUGUACAAUCGAAGGUGGUUCCUACGUCUGUCGUUAUGGGUACAACGACGUGUGUUCAUCAUUACCCUUGGAAGGUGUCUCCGACAAGGAUUACAUAAUGCAUGCAACAAAGCACGCUGCUGUCCAACAGCAGCGUAAAACCAAUGGCCAAAUUAAUGACUCACUGCCCCCCCAGUGGACUGUCUACUCAGCUGUGCAGAAUCUACCAGCUGUACUCAAUGAUCCACGUAAAGGGAAGCAGACUAACUUCCUCACGAAAACAUGGGGCGAUGCAUUUAUCGAAAAAGUUGAUAUUCCAAAGAGUCCUUAUCUUCCCAAUAUCACGAUGCAUCAUUUUGAUAGUUACAUGCAGAAGAUUGUUAGGAGGUAUAGGAAACACUCGAGGGGCAGUGGGGGACGGCCUAAUUCACCCGGCAAUGACACAUCGAAUUUUUCUAGUUUGAAGAAAUCAUCAAAAUCAUUAGAGCGUUCCUCCCAGUUCGACCUAGGAAGCAUCCCCAAGAUCUUCCUGACCCCCUCCCUGGACCUCUCCACGCCCUCGAUCUUCAGCACAGUCUUCCCCUUCACGACCUCAGGCCUCCUGAACCCCUCCACCAACAUAGUAACCCACGUGAAGACCCUCCAGGAGAAGCUGAGUCACUACCUCGACAUCAUCGAGGUGAGAAUCGCUGAGCAAGUGGCCUCAAAGUCCCAAGCCUUCUUCAUAGCGAUGACCUCCCACGACGCCCUGAUGGAGCAGCUGACCCAGACGAUAACAGUCCUGAAAGCCCUCCGCAGUAACAUCCACCAGAUCGACAAGACCCUGGUCCAAGACUCCCUGAACAUCCUGCGCCUGGAGCGAUCUCGUUGCAAUCGCCUGCUCGUCCACGAGAAGCUGAAGCUGAUGGCAACAGUCCACCAGAGCCAACCGAUGAUCCAGCUGCUGCUGUCGACCCCAGACUACGUGGCAGCGCUGGACCUGAUCUCAACGACUCAGGAGAUCCUCCACCAGGAGCUCAAUGGCAUCCAAAGCUUCAGGCACUUGAGCUCCCAGCUGACAGAGAUGGAGAGACUAGUCGACAAAAUGCUCUCCACAGAGUUCGAGAGAUACUCAACAGCUGAUCUGAAUCGUCCCCUGACCCCUGACCCAACAGUCCUCGAUGGGGAUAAACUAGUCUCGAUAAUCUCAGGUCUCCUACGGCAAAAGCACUUUCAGUUUGUGGACACCUACAAGGAGGAAGCCAUAACGACAAUCAGAGCUGUCACGAAGCAGAGGGUGAUCGAGGCACUGGCUGCCAGUGACUGCUGCAGUGAUCAACAGGCAGCAGCUCUCGAGGUGGGGGGACUGUCCCUUCCUGAGAGGCUGGCCCUCCUCCAGAGUACUAUACAAUCGUUGACGUAUUUGUUGCAUCGAGUUAGAGCUGUCUACGAAGUCAUGAAGGACACGGUGGAUCUGUCAGUGGGGCCUGCUGAGGACAAUCUCAUCUUGGACAGGCGGUUGACCACUGAAGAGCACUCGAGGGUCGUUACUAAAUUGUCUGACAUGAUGACGUCGGUCUGUGAUUACUGUCACGAGAGGCUGGGGAAUCUGUUGGCAGCUGGGGGGGAUGCUGACAAGGGACAGGUUGACAGGGAAAGGACGCCGGAAGGGAAGGGGGAGAGGGAGGGCUGGAGUGAGAAGGGGUCCUGGCUGAGUGACAAGGCUACUGCUGCUCAGGUUUGUCAGCUUGCUGGAAUGGUUGAGGGAUUCACUGAGACUUGUGAGGGAAUAUGUGGGAAGCAGUGCACGGCGUUGAGGUCUGCCUUCAAGGCGCAAGCCAGCAAAUUUGUGCAACGGUUUCACAACGAGAGAAAGAGCAAAUUGGGGCUUCUGCUGGAGUCUGAGCGUUGGAAACAGGCGGAAGUGCCGAAGGAAUUCCAGAGGCUUGUCACUUUUAUCUUCGAGAAUCGGAGGUUUCCGGUGGGCGAGGAGGUGGCCGCAGGGGCGGGCGAAGUGGGGAGCUGUAUUUUUGUGGGAGAGGAGCAGUUUGCGGUCGUGGGGACGGCGUUGAUGCUCAUCCAGAUGAUUCACGAGUACUGCAAGACUGCUGAGGAGCUGAAGGCACUCUCGGGUGCUGUGGGGAGACAACUGGCGGAGCUGUUGAGACACUACAACUCGAGGUGCUGUCAGCUUGUCCUCGGGGCUGGGGCCAUGCACGUCGCUGGGCUGAAGACGAUUACUAGCACGAUUCUCGUGCUUGCGGGGAGGAGUCUGAAGCUUGUGCUGUGGCUCAUGCCGUUUGUUAAAGCACAUUUUCAAGAAUUAGCGAAUCAUAGUGCGAAUCGGAGUGCAAUAGGCUCAUCAGGGGGAACAGGAGGGGUUGCUCUACUCGAUUCUGUUGAGAGAGAUGUUCGUGCACACAUUAGGGAGAUUGAGGGAAAAAUUCUCACGAUUGUGGAUAAUCUCGUGGGGGGACAAAUCACAAGCUGGGAUGCAAGACCUCCAGUACCUUCACAGUCAUUUAGAAAUAUCUCGAGACAUUUAACAAAACUACACGAAGCAGUCUCAGGAAUUCUGCCACCAGUUGAAGUCCAAGCACUUUAUCGAACAGUCAAUGUAUCAUUCAAAGAAAAACUCAGGGAACAAUUGGUUAAAAUGAACAUAGUGAACAAUGGGGGACCACAGCACGGUGUAGUGACAUCAGAGUUAACAUUUUACCUUCAAGCACUGAGGAAUCUGAAGGUACUACCAGCGGACGAGCUGAAUGACGAGUGGAUGUCUGACAUUUGGUCUAGAUAACAUGCAGAACGAGUGGUUUACUGUCUCCUAGAGGCUAUGAGGCAUCACAGGAAGAGAUGACUAACGUCAUUUGUUCAUCAUCGACUGGUAAUCGAUGUAAUAUUGAUUGAUUCAUUGGAUUUUUUCGGAAUCAAGGCGAAUGCGACUCCAGAAAAUCGAGCGAAAUUUUUGAAAUAGGGUUGUUGUUGCCCAUUUCAUUAUGCUGCAGUUGGAUUCUGGGAUGGGGUGAUUUGAAUUCAGGAGUGAAAUGGUAGAACUGGAUGAGCUAAUCACAGUUGGAAAUCAGUUUUUGGAGAAUCAUGCACGAAAAAAUUUCAUAGAAAAA
This is a messenger RNA of Diachasma alloeum, 3308 nucleotides long. RefSeq names its product vacuolar protein sorting-associated protein 54 (gene scat). Bases 113 to 2983 code for a protein of 956 amino acids. Gene Ontology annotation, molecular function: syntaxin binding. NCBI's taxonomy places the organism in Eukaryota, Metazoa, Arthropoda, Insecta, Hymenoptera, Braconidae. The transcript is spliced from 6 exons. Gene Ontology annotation, cellular component: GARP complex. The record is from RefSeq and is a predicted model, not a curated record. Gene Ontology annotation, biological process: Golgi to vacuole transport; retrograde transport, endosome to Golgi.